AAGGCGCGGAUAUCGCACUAUCCGUGCAUAAGAUUGCGGGAGUAAUGUCGAUUGCAAGGGUGUGAACCUUUCAAAAAAAGAAGGGUUCAAUGUUCCUGUCCGAUAAUUAAAUAUUCCCAGUCAAACAAAUUUUAGUGGGUUUCUUUAGAUUUCCUGCAAAUAUCCACCACCACCUCGCUCUUUUUCACCCCUUUCACCUUUUCUAUCUUAGGAUCUUAGGUCAACCUCUCUCUCGUGUCGAAAGGGUUGUCGCCGUCCUUUAAUUCGACCUCCUCCCCCUUCCAUUCCUUCUUCUGGUGGAUCUCGGGAUAUAUUGGGCGCUUCUCCCACGACUACCUUACACAGAAGAUCUCGGCGCAAUAUACCCUAUACCAGAAGCAGCCCGGCACAAUUCCUGCUGACGGUCACCAUGGCUGCGAAUGCGACGAGUUUCACGUCGCCCUUGGCCGACUUGCCGCUCGGGCCCUUGCCUCCCCAAGUUGACUACAUGGUCAACACUAUCGCGAAUGCGAGCGUUAUGACAUGGUUGUUUACCCUCAUUGCCGUAGCUGUCGCGUACGACCAGAUCAGCUAUUUCGUACAAAAGGGUUCUAUCGUUGGACCGGCCUUCAAGCUGCCGUUCAUGGGCCCUUUCCUAGAGUCUCUCAAUCCCAAAUUUGAAGAAUAUAAGGCCAAGUGGUACAGCGGCCCCCUGAGCUGUGUCUCCGUCUUCCACAAGUUCGUUGUUAUCGCUUCCACUCGCGACUUAUCUCGCAAAGUCUUCAACUCGCCGACGUACGUGAAGCCGUGCGUUGUUGAUAUUGCCACGAAAAUCCUCGGAGAGGAUAGCUGGGUAUUCCUAGACGGAAAGGCCCACGUCGACUAUCGCAAAGGCCUGAAUGGCCUCUUUACCCGACGAGCUCUCGAAAGCUACUUGCCCGGCCAGGAAGCUGUUUACAAGGCGUAUUUUGCUAGAUUUCUCAGGUUGACGAAAGAGGCUGGAGGAAAGCCCAUCCCGUUUAUGCAUGAGUUCCGUGAGCUCAUGUGUACCGUCUCGCUUCGAACUUUUGCUGGAUACUACAUGCCCGACUCUGCCUGCAAGAAGAUUGCCGAUGACUACUACCUGGUUACCGCUGCUCUCGAUCUUGUCAACUUCCCGAUCAUCAUUCCCUACACCCGAACCUGGUACGGCAAGCGAGCUGCGACUAUGGUCAUGGAUGAGCUUGCCAAAUGCGCUGCUAAAUCAAAGGUUCGCAUGGCUGCCGGUGGUGAUGUCACCUGCAUCAUGGAUGCUUGGAUCAAGGAUAUUCUUGCCUCCAAGAAAUGGACAGAAGCUACCGAAAAGGGUCUUUCAACCGAAGGCAUGGUGAAGCCGUCACCCCUGUUGCGUGAUUUCAGCGAUAUGGAAAUUGCCCGAACUCUCUUCACGUUCCUCUUCGCUUCCCAAGACGCUACCUCGAGUGCAGCCACCAAUAUGUUCCAGGUCCUGGCCAACCGACCCGAUGUUCUAGACCGCGUCCGUGAGGAGAACUACCGCGUGCGAAACGGCGACAUUCAUGCCCCUGUAAAUCUGGAUCAGCUUGAGUCGAUGACAUACACUCGCGCAGUCGUCAGGGAGCUUCUCCGAUGGCGUCCUCCUGUCAUCAUGGUGCCCUACAAGGCCAAGAAGGCUUUCCCCGUUACCGAGAACUAUACCGUCCCCAAGGGUGCCAUGAUCAUCCCAACUACAUACGUAGCUCUUCGCGAUCCCGAAGUGUACGAGAACCCUGACGAGUUCGAUCCUGAACGAUACUAUACCGGUGACGCUGAGGAGAAGGGCGCCAAGAACUAUCUCGUUUUCGGAACGGGACCUCACUACUGUCUCGGUCAGCACUAUGCUCAACUCAACUUGGCCCUUAUGAUCGGAAAGGCCUCGGUUGAGCUCGACUGGAAACACCACGCAACGCCUGACUCAGAUGAGAUCAAGGUGUUUGCCACCAUCUUCCCCAAGGAUGAUUGCCCUCUAACAUUUGAGGAGAGAAAAUGGUAAUGUCCUUAAUUAAGAAUGACAUUAGCAUGAAAAAGCUGAAGAAGGGCCAGGGGCCGUGUAACGAAAGGAACGAAAGUAGAAUAUAGUAAUAGUAAUACAGGUCUUGUAUAUAAGCUAUGGCUGGGGACG
Molecule: messenger RNA, 2137 nt
Organism: Daldinia vernicosa
Lineage: Eukaryota; Fungi; Ascomycota; Sordariomycetes; Xylariales; Hypoxylaceae
Product: cytochrome P450 61
Exons: 4
Coding region: 410-2008 (532 amino acids)
Biological process (GO): sterol metabolic process
Molecular function (GO): oxidoreductase activity, acting on paired donors, with incorporation or reduction of molecular oxygen; iron ion binding; monooxygenase activity
Source: RefSeq, a predicted model, not a curated record